Wickerhamiella sorbophila is the source of this 960-nucleotide messenger RNA. RefSeq names its product Serine/threonine-protein phosphatase 2A activator 1. NCBI's taxonomy places the organism in Eukaryota, Fungi, Ascomycota, Dipodascomycetes, Dipodascales, Trichomonascaceae. Gene Ontology annotation, biological process: mitotic spindle organization. The transcript has a single exon. Gene Ontology annotation, molecular function: peptidyl-prolyl cis-trans isomerase activity; protein tyrosine phosphatase activator activity. Bases 1 to 960 code for a protein of 319 amino acids. Gene Ontology annotation, cellular component: nucleus; protein phosphatase type 2A complex; cytoplasm. The record is from RefSeq and is a predicted model, not a curated record.
AUGGAGCUGUGCGCGAUGGCAGUCGAUGGCGAGGGGGAGGGUAAAUACCCACCUCAGAAGCUGGUGAAUGUUGCAGCGGAUAUGGAGAAGUUUGCAAUUUCUCAGGCCAGGUCACAAUUGCUGGCCUUGAUCAUGUCACUCUCCAAAACCGUAGCAGGAGAGGUUAUUCCUGCUGACGGCAGAGUAAACAACGCGAUUGCUCGCGAGCUUGUGGAAUUGCUGGAAAAACUAUCAGAGGUUGCAGAUUCUGUUAAGCCGUUUGAGGAAACGCAGCGGUUUGGCAACUUGGCCUUCCGGUCCUGGCACGAUCAGAUCGCCAAGGUCAUGAAGGAGCGGCUAGAUAGAUUGUCGCUGCCCAAAGAAGACGACGUACCUUUAUAUGACGAGUUUUAUCACUAUUUAUCGCAGUCAUUCGGAUCAAGGCAAAGAUUAGAUUUUGGAACAGGACACGAGCUCAAUUUCUUGGCCUUUUUCGGUGGCCUUCUUUUGAGAGACGUUGUUGGGCCAAUCAAGGGACCAGAUAUUUUGGGGGUAUUUGCAACUUACUACAAACUGUGUGGCAAGCUUAUUCUUCGCUACAACUUGGAGCCUGCCGGAUCCCACGGGGUGUGGGGGCUAGACGACCAUUUCCACCUUGUUUAUAUUCUAGGGUCAGCCCAGCUUUCCUACGGGUCCGACGACGGCCGAUUGACUCCGAAGGAUGUUUUGAACAAAGUGAUCGCCCACAAGGAAGCAUCGCAAAACCUGUAUUUCUGGGCAAUUGACUUUGUGCACACCAUGAAGCGCGGCAAUUUCUUCGAGCACUCGCCAAUGCUGUUUGACAUCUCGAACGUGGCCACCUGGACGAAAAUUCACCGAGGAAUGAUCAAAAUGUACCAAGACGAGGUUUUUGGGAAAUUCCCGGUCAUUCAACACUUAUGGUUUGGCAGAUUGUACAGUCUUAAUCCCGUCAGUAGCUAG